UAUUCCACCGCGACAUUCAAAUUAACAAUAACAAAGCAUUCGUUUAUUAUGCAAUGGAUAAAGUCACAUUAUAUCAACAAUUGCGUGAUUCGUCAAAUUGCAUGAUUUUUUCCUGUUUUCGAAUCACGUAAAUUGAAUAGUUCAAUUUACUAAAGAAAUAACCCAAAGAAUAAUUAUGACUAGUUACAAGCUCCAUAAUAUUUCUUGGAAUGAAAUAAAUGGUGAAUUUCGUGUAAUGAAUUAGAAAAAAGGGCAUUCACACAUUGUGAUAAAUGAUUUGAAUGCCAAUAAUCUAGAAUUAUCUUUGUUUUUAAGGCUGUUCUCCCUCUCAUCAGGUUAUGUUCCCCCAAUUAUUGCCAUAUCUGCUCACACAGUAUCUGAUCAUGUAUGUCAAAGCAUGACACUAGGUUAUAAAUAAAAACUCAUCAAACAAUCCCCCACAAAAAAUGACUCUCUUGAAAUACUUGAGCAAACAAUUAUUAUUGCGACGAAGCAUUAAAAAUGGCAUUCAACAGUUCUCAACAAGUGUCCUCACCCAAAAUCAAACUGCAAGUCAAACUAAAAACGAUGAAGAAAGAACGACUCACUUUGGGUUUGAGACUGUGAAGGAGAGUGAAAAAGGGAAGAAAGUUCACACUGUCUUCGAACAAGUUGCCAAUUCCUACGACCUGAUGAACGACGCGAUGAGUCUGGGAAUCCACAGGAUAUGGAAGGACAUGUUUAUUCAGGAGCUGGCUCCAACCCAUGGCAGCAGAUUACUGGACAUGGCUGGUGGCACUGGAGACAUCACAUUCAGAUACCUGCAUUAUUUGAACACUCGUAGGAAUCCAAAGGGCUUGAAGAGCCACGUCACAGUGUCUGAUAUCAAUCAGAACAUGUUGGACGUUGGUAAAAGCAGGGCAGAGGGUCAGGGUUAUACUUCAGCGAAGGGGUACGACAUCGAUUGGGUCCAGGCAGAUGCUGAGAAAUUACCUUUUAACGAUGAAUUGUACGCAGCUUAUACUAUUGCCUUCGGAAUUAGGAAUUGCACUCGAAUUGAUAAGGUUCUCGAAGAGGCUUAUAGAGUUCUGCAGCCUGGGGGACGAUUUUUGUGUCUGGAGUUCAGUCAUUUGACUAAUAAUACACUCCAAUGGGCGUACGAUCAAUACUCCUUCCAAAUGAUUCCCGUAAUGGGAAUGAUCCUUGCAGGCAAGUGGGAGCCAUACCAAUAUCUAGUAGAAAGUAUUCGUCGAUUCCCAAAGCAAGAAGACUUCAAAGGAAUGAUUGAAGACGCAGGCUUCAGACACGUGACGUACCGCAACCUCACGUUUGGAAUCGUGGCGAUCCACUCAGGCUUCAAAAUCUAACAAAAAUCUCAAAAUUGACCGAAAAUUUUUCAAUCCGCGAUGCUAAAAAUAUCGAAGCAUCUUUUAGUUUGGUAUAUUAACCAUUUUCAAUCAUCAAAUUUGUCAUUGAAAUUAAAUUUUGCACAGAAUUAUUAUUUUUUCAA
This is a messenger RNA of Diachasma alloeum, 1489 nucleotides long. It is a transcript of the gene Coq5, whose product is annotated as 2-methoxy-6-polyprenyl-1,4-benzoquinol methylase, mitochondrial. Gene Ontology annotation, molecular function: methyltransferase activity. The record is from RefSeq and is a predicted model, not a curated record. Lineage: Eukaryota; Metazoa; Arthropoda; Insecta; Hymenoptera; Braconidae. Gene Ontology annotation, biological process: ubiquinone biosynthetic process. Bases 447 to 1346 code for a protein of 299 amino acids. The transcript is spliced from 5 exons.